Molecule: messenger RNA, 1239 nt
Organism: Fusarium tjaetaba
Lineage: Eukaryota; Fungi; Ascomycota; Sordariomycetes; Hypocreales; Nectriaceae
Exons: 1
Coding region: 1-1239 (412 amino acids)
Molecular function (GO): hydrolase activity, acting on carbon-nitrogen (but not peptide) bonds
Source: RefSeq, a predicted model, not a curated record
AUGUCGGAACAUCGCGAAAUCCCCAAAUUCACUGUCGAUCUGUCUCUCCCUCCCGAGACCCGCUACGACCAUAUCGUCCCGCACUUCAAGACCGCCGUCGACUCGUGCGAUUUACCGUCCCUGUUCUACGCCCUCCUCGAUGAACUUGUCGGAAAAUCCGCAGGCAAAAUAUUGGCUGCGAUAUCGCCGAUGCUCAUGCGACGCGUUCAUUCAGACGAGGAAAAUGCAGAAUUGGUCGGUAUCUCGAGAGCGAUCGGCAUUCCCAUGCAUAUCCUCGUUGCCUUCAAUGUCCUCUUGGACCUUUUGCUGGGAUGCACGAGCGGCGGGGUACGAACACUUGAUCCAGAUUCUGGUGGGAAAGCGACGCGGAUGCUUCAUUUUCGGACUCUCGACUGGGACAUGAAUCAAUUGAGGAAUAUUAUCGUCGAGCUCGAUUUCGUUCGUACGCCCGGAGGUCCGGUCAUUGCGACUACGGUUGGGUAUCUUGGGUACAUUGGGGUCUUGACAGGUGUGCGAAAGGGCAUGAGUUUGAGUUUGAACUUCAGACCGCACCAUGCCAGGGAUACUCUUCGGCAACGACUGUCUUACAGAUACAACCAGGCAAUGGUCGUUCUUGGGCAACGACAGUCCAUCUCAAGCAGUCUGAGAGAGAUUCUACUAGGCGACUCUACGAUACCGGAGAAACAGUCCGACGAAGCGCACGAGACGGACAACACCAGACCUGAUCUGCAGGACCAAUAUAUCCAACAAGUCUUCUCGAAACUCUCGACAUCCAGUUCGACCGCCGCAUACCUCAUUCUCUGCCAACCAGACCGUGUCUUAAUCCUCGAGAAAGACAACCACAGCGCAUCGAUCCGCGAAUCCGACACAUUCCUCACCGCCUACAACCACGACGUCAAAGACGAAGACAACCCCGAACUUCUCCAACAAGCCGCAGCAGAGCUCGCAGCAGGCGUAGAUGCAACGGGCAUGGCAGACCUGGUAGCCUAUUCACUUGAACGAAAGCACGAUUUGGAUAAGCUAUGGGGGAAGUGUGUUCGGGCUUGUAGAAGACGGUACAAGCUGCGGAAUGAUGUUGUGACGAGGGAGGAUGUUGUGAAGUUUUUGCAGAAUGAUAUGAUUCGGAAUGAGGAGACGCAUUAUGCUGUCAUUAUGGAUCCGAAGGAGGGGAAGGUUCUGUGGCGGAGUGCGUAUGAUUAUGUCAGUGGGAGUGAAGACGGGAGUUCGGAGGGGACUUGA